Capra hircus (goat) is the source of this 1782-nucleotide messenger RNA. It is a transcript of the gene INO80E, whose product is annotated as INO80 complex subunit E. NCBI's taxonomy places the organism in Eukaryota, Metazoa, Chordata, Mammalia, Artiodactyla, Bovidae. Gene Ontology annotation, biological process: chromatin remodeling. The record is from RefSeq and is a predicted model, not a curated record. Gene Ontology annotation, cellular component: Ino80 complex; nucleus. The transcript is spliced from 6 exons. Bases 772 to 1389 code for a protein of 205 amino acids.
GGCCUUGGAAGAAGCUACGGGUGAACUCCUGCAUCUCAUUCUCCCGCGCCAUUUUGCUCCACCUGAUAUUGGCGGCUCCCGCCUUUUUUCUUCCCGGCCUCCGUCUGUGCGUUUGACAGGAGGUUGCGCACGCGCAGUGUCGUGACGCCGAGAGGCAGGAGACCGUCGCGGGUCGGUGGCGCGCCGCUUGGGCCGAAUUUGCCAGACAAAACUUGUUUUUGCCGGGCAGUUGUAGGGUCUCGUGGCUCUUCCCUUUUCUUAGAAGGAAUCGCUUUUUAAAGUUCUCGUUAGAAACCUAUUCGGAGCCGGCUACACCUUUGAGUGUAACGCAAUCAAAUCGCGACGCUGCCUCCGUUCGUGGUCGCGGGCAACAACUAGGCCUCUGUGACUUUGAAAGGCAGACGGAAAAGGGCGUCCUCGCCUGAAGACUAGGAAUCUCAGGGGGGAAUGUCUUCUUGUCACUUCAAAUCGCUAAGCACAUUUCGAAUCAGUUAAGGGCGCCCUCCAGCGUCCUCCAUCUUUGUGACAUCACGCUUCUCUUCGGCGCCAUUUUUCGCGUAUCCCCUGGAAGCAACGUUCCUUUCCCGGUAUUGCUACGGAGAGCAGGUCGUGUGGUUAAGAUCCCUGAGCGCGGGGCACGCCGGGAGUUGUAGUGCCAGCGAACCCAGCCCUGCCGAGGCCCCGGAAGUUGAGGCGGGAGAGGCCGGGCUGAACCGGCUCGGCGUAGCGGGACUUAGGACUACAGCUGAGGCGCUUGUCCCGGAGCGGGUCAUGAACGGACCGGCGGAUGGUGAAGUGGACUACAAGAAGAAAUACCGGAAUCUGAAGCGAAAACUCAAAUUCCUCAUCUACGAACACGAGUGCUUCCAGGAGGAACUGAGGAAGGCGCAGAGGAAAUUGCUGAAGGUGUCCCGGGACAAGAGUUUCCUCCUAGACCGACUUCUGCAGUACGAGAACGUGGAUGAAGACUCUUCUGACUCUGAUGCCACUGCAUCUUCAGACAACAGCGAGACAGAGGGGACACCCAAGUUGUCAGACACACCUGCCCCUAAGAGGAAGAGAAGCCCUCCGCUGGGGGGCGCUCCCUCCCCUUCCAGCCUCUCCCUGCCUCCUUCAACAGGGUUUCCCCUUCAGGCCUCGAGGGCCCCCUCCCCAUACCUGAGCUCGAUGGCGGUGGGACCCCCCGACUGCCCUGUGGGAGGGCCGCUGACCUUCCCAGGCCGGGGCUCUGGGGCUGGGGUGGGGGCAGCCUUGGCCCCCCUACCCCCACCCAAGAUGCCCCCCCCCACGAUCCUGAGCGCCGUCCCUCGGCAGAUGUUCAGCGACGCGGGCAGCGGGGACGACGCCCUGGACGGGGACGAUGACCUGGUGAUCGACAUCCCGGAGUGAGCGCCUCUACCCAACCCCCUGCCUAGCCCCCUCGGAGCCAGCACACACGAGCCCCCAGCUUCCUCAGAGAAGUUUAUUGACGCCCAGUUGCCAUGCUGCGGCCACGGACACAAUCAGAAAAGGCGUAAACAUGCACGAACGUCCCCCAGAAGGUGGGCCCUCUCCAGGGAGGGCAGGGGUCCUGCCCUCACAUCCCAGCCCGAUCCAGAGGACAGUUAUUUAAAGGAGUGGCCAGGGCCAUCCGUCACCUCUCAGAGAGGCAGAGACCCUGCGGUGGCCCCCCCGCUUAAAAGGGCAGCUGUGGGGGUGGGGUGUGGUGUGUGUGUGUGUGUGUGUGUGUGUGUGUGUGUGUUUUUAAAUGAAGAUUGUGUAUUAAAGAAGUGGCUCUUUGUU